AUGCCACGAAGUCGGAUUUCGGAAACAUCAUCAGCUGACCGUGUCGUUGUCGUUUCUGCCCCUGGAAAGCUGAUUCUUUCAGGCGAACAUUCAGUUGUCUACGGUCAUCCAGCUCUAGCAACAGCUCUUCAGUUGCGUUUGAGCAUUCGGCUAGAACGUUGCCAUACGAACAGUAUUGCAUUGAUUUCUCAGACGUUUAGCUUAUCGCUGAGCCUAGAAAAAUAUGCCGAAUGGUGGGCUGACCCCUCGCUUCGCCUGAAUGACACUCAAGACAACAUAGAAAGGAUAAAAGAACUCAUAUCAGCAGAGUUUGAAGUCGAUAGUGGUCAGAUUUCCGAAGCAACAGGCGGAAACGGAACCUUUACCACGCACGAGAGGGGGCUUAUACGCGAUCUAGCAAGCACCUGUGAAAACAUAUUCCACAGUCGAUCCUCUGGUAUCGACACAACAGUGAUUAUAGAAGGCGGUCUCAUCAAAUACCAACCGGGAAAUUUCGAACCAUUCCAGAUCAACCACUCACCUCGAAUACUGAUUGUAGAAACUCAUGUAGAGCGAUCCACAGCUCAACUUGUUGAGUUCGUCCGACGCAGACGUGAUCGUCUAACGGAUAUUGUAAACGGAGUCAUGUCUGCUCUAUCAGAAUGCGUACAUAAGUGGCUCGAACUGUUUCAAUCCGAAGAUAUCCUCGGCUCGUAUCAACAACAACGAGAAUUGGUGGAAAUCAAUCAACACUUACUCGCCUCCUUAGGUGUAUCCCACGCCUCCCUCGAUGCGAUAGUCUCUGCUGCAAGCGAAGUUGGUCUUGCAGCGAAACUAACCGGUGCAGGAGGGGCGGCUGCGCGAUGGUUUUACUUCCACCGAGGUGAGAUCAAGCUUAUGAUUGCUUUAUUUGAACUAAAGAAAAGCUGA
Molecule: messenger RNA, 909 nt
Organism: Oikopleura dioica
Lineage: Eukaryota; Metazoa; Chordata; Appendicularia; Copelata; Oikopleuridae
Source: the annotation of a GenBank genome assembly